AUGAUGUCUUCUAUCUCUGACUUCGUCGACCUUGGACAGCCUAUGUUCUGGUCUAGCAUUUGUUUCAACCCUACGUUCUGGAACACAGCCGCAAGAUCAGAGUACCACAACAAGACCAUCACCAAGCUGUUUGGCGGCAACUCGCUUUACGGCUGCUAUGCCCUCGCCGUGACAAUCUUCACCCUUGGAAUUGUUCGAGACAGCAUCGACACACGAUAUCGAGAGGCACCAGACUAUGAGAUCUUGCUAACAGAACCAAAGCNNUACGAACGCGCUCUGCGCAGUCAGCCCACUCACCCGCUCCUCGUUGGUCCCGUCUCCGAGGCCUUAGCUAUCGCUCUUNUUGCAUCCGGCAACGUCCUCGUUCUUACCUCCAUGUACGCUCUCGGUAUCACUGGCACCUACCUCGGUGACUACUUCGGCAUUCUCAUGGAUGACAUGGUCACUGGCUUCCCGUUCAACGUGUCUUCGGCACCCAUGUACUACGGCUCUACCCUCAGCUUCCUGGGAUCGGCAUUGUGGUUCGGUAAGCCUGCAGGAGUGGUCUUGACGGGAUUGGUAUUCUUGGUUUACAAAGUCGCCUUGACAUACGAGGAUCCAUUCACUGCCGGUAUCUAUGCCGAGAGGGAGAGAAAGCAGAAGGCCGAGGGCAAGAAGGUCUGUUGA
Molecule: messenger RNA, 666 nt
Organism: Aureobasidium musti
Lineage: Eukaryota; Fungi; Ascomycota; Dothideomycetes; Dothideales; Saccotheciaceae
Source: the annotation of a GenBank genome assembly